AUGGGUUCAAAAAAAUCUCUCCGGUAUGAAGUUCUCGUGUAUCCACCUAAGGAACAAUCGCAUUCGACUUCCUCCAAUUCGGUUUCUCAGCCAUUAUUGAGAACUCAGAUUCAAAGAUUUACAUGUGACAGAGAAAAUAUGCAGCAAUACUGGAUUCCUGAAGGAUAUCAUCCUGUUCUGGUUCCUCGUCCUUGCUUACAAUCUUGUAUAUCUGCUGCUAAUAAUGACAAUAUGACUACGUCUGCUUCGGUUGGUAAUUCCCAUACAUUACCUAAUAACUCUUCUAAUGGUCCUUCAAGUCCUCUUCAAGUAAGGUCUGCCGCUGCUACUCCUAAUGUAAUAAUUGGUAGUGAUGGCACGAUAAAUUCUCAAUCUAUGAUGAAAAGACGUCGUCUUGUAAAAAACCAGAUCAUUGUUCCUAGACUGUCCCCGAGGUCAUUAAAUGCUCAAGCAUUAUAUUAUUUUCAAAAACGUAGAGAAUUAACAAUGGGUGCUGUUCCUGAUCAUCCUUCAAAAACUAUCGGUCAAAUGUGGCAAGAAGAACCGGACUCUGUAAAAAGACAUUAUGAAAGACUUACUCUACGAAUAAAAAUUGAACAAGCUCUUUUAGCGAGAGCAAAGCAAAGACGACAUCAUCCAUAUAAUAUAGACCGAAAUAACUACGUCACCUCUUUAACUGAUUCAUCACGUGUCGCUCGUCAAUGCCCUUUGCAGCGUACUAUGUUGAACAAUUCAUCAUUUAAUGUCAACGGUUCUUUAAAUAGUACUAAUGUUUCGUCAACAGAAAAUAUCUCUGAUAAUAUGUGUAAUGCUUUACCUUCCUCGCAAGGCUUUACGCAAAGUCACAUGUUAAAUUCGAAUACCCUUCCGGUUUCUUCCUACCGAAAUGUUCAAAAUAAGAGUGCUGAUAACAUUGUAGGAAACGAUAGUUCCUCGUCAUCCGACACCGAUGAUUCGGACAGAUUUUUUAGUGUAUCUCACAACGAUUUUAUGAACGCUGACAAUUCUUAUGGGGAACAAUUCGAUUCACCGAUAUCCUCACAAUCUUCCUCGCCAAAAGUUUCCGCAACCCAAACAAGCGAUAACAAUUAUGAUAUCCCAGACACGGAUUGGAUGACGCGUUCCGACGACGAUUACGAUAAUAGCGAUGCCGAAUACGAUGAAGACGACAACGAAGGCUUCGACUAUUAA
Messenger RNA from Scutellospora calospora, 1191 nucleotides. The record is from the annotation of a GenBank genome assembly. NCBI's taxonomy places the organism in Eukaryota, Fungi, Glomeromycota, Glomeromycetes, Diversisporales, Gigasporaceae.